GCGAGAGUCGAGAUUUAUGGACAAAAUUAAAGUCUAUUAUUAAUAUCUGGAGAGUUUAAAACCGAGCUAAAAGUGCACCGUUGACUUUCAUAUACGGUUAAAACCUUUAUAAGGUGUUUGAAAUGCCGCCGACCGUUCAUUACGCGACAGAAACUGGUGCUGGUAUGGACUCCCUAGAGGCUGAGCUUAGGGAGAUGCUGCAGAAAAGGAUCAUGGUCCUGGAUGGUGGAAUGGGCACCAUGAUUCAGCAGAGGAACUUGCAGGAAGACGACUUCAGAGGUCCGGAGUUUAAAGAUCACCCACGGAGCCUGAAGGGCAACAACGACCUGCUGAGCAUCACCAUGCCUGAAGUCAUUGAGGCCAUCCACAAGGAAUACUUACUCGCCGGGGCUGAUAUCAUCGAGACGAACACGUUCAGCAGUACUCGGGUUGCUCAGGCGGACUACGGCCUCGAGGAGCUGGCGUACCGACUGAACAAGGCCUCUGCAGAAGUAGCCAGGAAGGCUGCUGAUGACAUUGCUACACAGACAGGUGUUAAACGCUACGUGGCUGGAGCUGUAGGUCCGACCAACAGAACCCUCUCCGUGUCCCCAUCGGUGGAGCGUCCGGACUUCAGAAACAUCACAUUUGAUGAACUGGUCGAGGCGUACUCGGAACAGGUCCGAGGCCUGCUGGAUGGAGGCUGUGACAUCCUACUGGUGGAGACCAUCUUUGAUACAGCCAAUGCGAAGGCUGCUUUGUUUGCUAUUGAUGUGCUGUUUGAGGAGUCGUACAAACCCAGACCCAUAUUUAUAUCCGGGACCAUUGUGGACAAGAGUGGUCGUACUCUCUCAGGUCAGACUGGAGAGGCCUUUGUCAUCAGCGUGUCCCAUAUGAAGCCCCUGUGUAUUGGUCUGAACUGUGCUCUGGGAGCCAGUGAAAUGAGGCCGUUUAUCGAAGCGAUCGGAAAGAGCACCGGUGCCUUCGUCAUCUGUUACCCCAACGCAGGGCUCCCCAAUACUUUUGGAGGGUAUGAUGAAACCCCUCAGCUCACUGCUACACAUCUGAAAGAGUUUGCCUCGGAUGGUUUGGUGAAUGUUGUUGGCGGAUGCUGCGGGACGACUCCAGACCACAUACGGGCGAUCUCAGAAAGCGUGAAACAGUGCCAGCCCAGAGUUCCUCACAAAGAUGUGUUCAGUGACUACAUGCUGCUGUCUGGACUGGAGCCGUUUCGGAUAGGGCCCUUCACUAACUUUGUAAACAUUGGUGAGCGCUGCAACGUUGCCGGAUCACGCAAGUUUGCCAAACUCAUUAUGGCCGGGAAUUAUGAGGAGGCGUUAAGUAUCGCUAAAGCCCAGGUGGAGAUGGGUGCUCAGGUGCUGGAUAUCAACAUGGAUGAGGGGAUGCUGGACGGACCCGUUGCCAUGACGCGCUUCUGCAACCUCGUAGCCUCUGAACCGGACAUCGCUAAAGUACCGCUGUGUAUCGACUCGUCUAACUUCGCGGUUAUCGAGGCGGGUCUGAAGUGCUGCCAGGGUAAGUGCAUCGUCAACAGCAUCAGCCUGAAGGAGGGAGAGGACGAGUUCAUCAAACGCGCCAAACAAGUGCGCCGCUACGGGGCAGCCGUCGUCGUCAUGGCCUUCGACGAAGAAGGACAGGCAACCGAAAUCGAUCAGAAGGUCCAGAUCUGCACCAGAGCGUAUCACCUCCUGCUGGAUAAGGUUGGCUUCAACCCCAAUGACAUCAUCUUCGACCCCAACGUCCUGACUAUUGGCACUGGGAUGGACGAGCAUAACGUGUACGCCAUCAACUUCAUCAGAGCCACUCGGAUCAUAAAGGAAACCCUACCUGGAGCACGGGUCAGCGGUGGUCUGUCCAACCUGUCCUUCUCUUUCCGGGGCAUGGACGCCAUCAGGGAGGCUAUGCAUGGAACGUUUCUUUACCACGCCAUAAAGGAUGGUAUGGACAUGGGCAUCGUGAACGCAGGUAGUCUUCCCGUGUACGACGACGUCGAUAAAGAACUUCUGGUGCUGUGUGAGAACCUCAUCUGGAACCGAGAGCCGGAGGCCACAGAGAAACUUCUGCUGUACGCUCAGAACCAUGCUAAAGGAGGAAAGAAGAUUAUUCAGACUGAUGAGUGGAGAAAGGGAAGCGUGGAAGAGAGGUUGGAGUAUGCACUUAUUAAGGGAAUAGAGAAGUUUGUAGUAGAAGAUACUGAAGAGGCUCGAUCUCAGAUGGAUCGGUACACCCGGCCGCUGCACAUCAUUGAGGGGCCGCUCAUGAACGGCAUGAAGACUGUGGGGGAUUUAUUUGGAGCUGGCAAGAUGUUUCUGCCUCAGGUAAUCAAAUCAGCUCGGGUGAUGAAGAAGGCAGUGGCUCAUCUGAUUCCCUUCAUGGAGAAAGAGAGAGAGGAGAUGAUGGCGGUGACCGGAGCUACAGAAGACACUGAUCCCUACCAGGGAACCAUCGUUCUGGCCACAGUGAAGGGAGACGUCCAUGACAUUGGCAAAAACAUUGUGGGGGUUGUACUGGGAUGCAACAACUUUCGAGUGAUUGAUCUGGGCGUGAUGAUACCAUGUGACCGCAUCCUGAAGGAGGCCAUUGACAAGAAAGCAGAUGUCAUUGGCCUGUCUGGUCUUAUCACUCCAUCUCUUGAUGAGAUGAUUCAUGUAGCGAAGGAGAUGGAACGACUGGGCAUGAAGACCCCUCUUCUGAUCGGAGGAGCCACGACCUCAAAGACUCACACAGCGGUAAAGAUUGCCCCUCGCUACAAAGCUCCAGUUAUUCAUGUUCUCGAUGCUUCUCGCAGUGUGGUCGUGUGCUCUCAGCUGUUGGAUAAAGCCGUGCGUCAAGAUUUCUUUGAGGAGGUAACAGAGGAGUACGAGGAUAUCAGGCAGGACCACUACGACACGCUCAAGGAAAGGCGCUACUUGUCUCUUGCGCAGGCGCAGGAAAAAGGCCUUCACGUCGACUGGCGCUCUCUGCCAGAACCAGUUCAGCCGCAGUUCCUGGGAACGCGCGUGUUUGAAUCGUACGACCUGAGAAAACUGGUGGACUUUAUCGACUGGAAGCCUUUCUUCGACGUGUGGCAGCUCAGGGGGAAAUAUCCCAACAGAGGAUACCCCAAAAUCUUCAAAGAUAAAACUGUGGGAGAGGAGGCCAGGCGUGUAUAUGAUGAUGCUAUAAGCAUGCUGAACAGGCUCAUUGACAGUAAGGGACUGCAGGCGAGGGGCAUCGUGGGCUUCUGGCGUGCAAAGAGCCAGGGCGAUGACAUUCUCAUUUACGAUUCUGAUGUCAUCCCAACCUCAUCCAAUCACAUCGCGACCUUUUAUGGGCUGAGACAGCAGGCAGAGAAGGAUUCGGCGAGUUCAGAACCGUACUUGUGUUUGUCGGAUUUCGUGGCUCCGCUGAGCACCGGCGUGCCGGACUAUAUGGGGAUGUUUGCGGUUGCCGUGUUCGGGGCCGAAGAGCUCAGCAAAGAGUUCGAGCGCCAGGGUGACGAUUACAGCAGCAUCAUGGUGAAGGCUCUGGCUGACCGACUCGUUGAGGCCUUUGCAGAGGAGCUGCAUGCCCGGGUAAGAAGGGAGCUUUGGGGUUACAGUGAGGAGGGAGACCUGCCAGCAAGCGACCUGCACAGGCUGCGUUACUCUGGGAUUCGACCCGCCGCAGGUUACCCCAGCCAACCAGACCACACUGAGAAACGCACCAUGUGGAGAAUCGGCCACAUUCAGGAGAAAACUGGUAUUAGUCUGACCGAAUCGUUGGCCAUGACCCCAGCGGCAGCUGUAUCGGGUCUCUACUUCUCCAACCCCAAAUCCAGCUACUUUGCCGUGGGCAAGAUCACCAAAGAACAGGUUGAAGAUUACGCCAGGAGAAAGGAGAUUCCCGUCAGCGAGGCCGAGAAAUGGCUGGCACCCAACCUGGCCUACGAUACUGACUGAAUUACUGAAGCUCUUCUGGACAACACAACCGACCAUAAGCUGCUCUGAGCCUUUACAGACAGGAUUGCUGACCAAAGGCUUCCUGUUUCUGUGGUUUGGACUCUUGGUUUAUACUCAACUGUCCACUUGUUUACACCAGUGCCCGGGCAGAACUUUUAUCAUUGUUUAUCAUCAAUGACAGUUUGAGUGUCAGGUUCUUUAAAUACUGUGGAUUUAAGCUGAAUAUUUUAGAUUCAGCUUCUAAACAAAAUGUACUGAUGCUGCUAGAUUUGAAAAUAUGUUUUAAUCAAACCUCUUAAGAUAAACGACACUAAUUAUAUAAGCAGAAGAAAUAAGGUGUGAACUGUUUUACCAUAUGAUGUUUUUACUAAUAAAAUAAAUACAAAGCCUUAAACAAGUACACUAUAUGGACAAAAGUAUUGGGACACCCCUUCUAAUUAUUGAAUUCAAUUCAGGUGUAAUAAAUCAAUUAUAUUAAGUAAAUGAUAUGGUUCCAAAUUUGCAGCCCUCUUCUGUUCCAGCAUGACUGUGCCCAAGUGCACAAAUCAAGGUCUAUAAGGACAUAAAGAAAAGCUCCACUCAACAGCUUUGGAAUGAACUGGAACAUCAGUGCGCAGCCAUACAAACACUAUUUUACCUGAACGGGCACAAAUUGCCACAGACAUACUUCUCAAAACGGAACAAAGCAGUCAUGCAUUUAUUUUUGAAAUGGGACGUCCAGCAAGCUCACGGUCAGGUGUCCAAAUACUUUUGACCGUAUAGUGUAUUAGUGCUACAGGUGGGUUUUAUCAUUUCAGUUUGUUUCUGUAUUGACUGUAUUGCCUGUAUUGACAGUGCCUUGGCCAAAAAUUAACCGUGGAUGUUUCAGUGCCUACUAAGCAAUACAGUUUUACCUCAUCUGUAAGUCGUCAGCGAUGCGUUACUGCUCGUCUGGUCUUCCAGUAAAAGUGUGAGAUAUCUGA
This is a messenger RNA of Trichomycterus rosablanca, 4882 nucleotides long. RefSeq names its product 5-methyltetrahydrofolate-homocysteine methyltransferase (gene mtr). The transcript has 33 exons. The coding region runs from base 123 to 3920 and encodes 1265 amino acids. Gene Ontology annotation, biological process: homocysteine metabolic process; tetrahydrofolate metabolic process. Gene Ontology annotation, cellular component: cytosol. Lineage: Eukaryota; Metazoa; Chordata; Actinopteri; Siluriformes; Trichomycteridae. The record is from RefSeq and is a predicted model, not a curated record. Gene Ontology annotation, molecular function: zinc ion binding; cobalamin binding; methionine synthase activity.